AGCGUCCUAUGACCAGUACAUGUCAGUGAACUGCUGAACGACUCAUCUGAUUAACUUUUGUUAACAAAAUGUAUUAAAAUAAUGCAGAUUUUGUUGUGCUUGUACAUUAUCGAAAUAAUUGAUUGAUGAACUGCUGACCGUGACAAGUAAAUUGGAUUCUCGUCUCAAAAGCCUGAUCAAAGUGAGUUUGACUCUGGUUUGACAUUAAUUACAGUCGUCGUUCUCUACACAGCUGUGUGUCCAGAAUUGCUCAUGUGGGCACAUUUGUGAAUGUUAUAUUAUCUACGCCACAGAACAUGGACAUCGGAUGGAGGUUAUCUUGCACGGAGCUAAAACGGUCACGGCUAGAAGGGAUCGAGCUUUUGUCAAAUUAACGUAAAAACAUGACCCUCUAAGACCUAGCGGAGCUCCCAUCGCCCGUCCAGUGUGCCCUGUCACAAGGGAGUCCUCCUCGCGGUGAUUGGGUGGAAGAUGGCGUUGGGCGAAUGGAAAUCCUAAUGACAGUUUCCAAAUUUGCCUCUUUUUGUACCAUGGGCGCCAAUGCUUCCGCUCUGGAGAAAGAGAUUGGCUCAGAGCAGUUCCCUGUCAACGAGCACUACUUCGGAUUGGUCAAUUUUGGGAACACGUGCUACUGUAACUCGGUGCUGCAGGCGCUGUACUUCUGCCGUCCGUUCCGGGAGAAGAUCUUGGCGUACCGCAGCCAGCCCCGACGCAAGGAGAACCUGCUGACCUGCCUGGCCGACCUGUUCCACAGUAUCGCCAACCAGAAGAGAAAGGUGGGAGUCAUACCACCCAAGAAGUUCAUCACGCGCCUACGCAAGGAGAAUGAGCUGUUUGACAACUACAUGCAACAGGAUGCCCAUGAGUUCCUGAACUACCUGCUCAACACCAUCGCUGACCUGCUGCAGGAGGAGAAGAAGCAGGACAAGACCAACGGCCGCCUGGCCAAUGGCUCGCUCGACUCCCAGAACAACAACAGCAACGCCCCGCCUCCCUCCACCUGGGUCCAUGAGAUCUUCCAGGGAACCCUCACCAACGAGACCCGCUGCCUCACCUGUGAAACGAUCAGCAGCAAAGAUGAAGACUUCCUGGACCUGUCAGUGGACGUGGAACAGAACACCUCUAUCACACACUGUCUCAGGGGGUUUAGUAACACAGAGACUCUCUGCAGUGAGUAUAAGUACUACUGUGAAGAAUGUAGAAGUAAACAGGAGGCACACAAAAGGAUGCGUGUGAAGAAGCUGCCUAUGAUCCUGGCUUUACACCUGAAGAGGUUCAAGUACAUGGAGCAGCUGCAGCGUUACACCAAGCUGUCCUAUCGUGUUGUCUUCCCUCUGGAGCUCCGUCUCUUCAACACCUCAGGAGACGCAACCAAUCCCGAGAGGCUCUAUGACCUGGUUGCCGUCGUGGUGCAUUGUGGGAGUGGUCCAAACAGAGGACACUACAUCGCCAUUGUGAAGAGUCACGACUUCUGGCUGCUGUUUGAUGAUGACAUUGUAGAGAAGAUAGACGCCCAGGCCAUAGAGGAGUUCUACGGCCUCACCUCUGAGAUCUCAAAGAACUCUGAGUCAGGCUACAUCCUAUUCUAUCAGUCAAGAGACUGACUGUCCCUGAAGAGGACAGUACCUCUCAGUGGAUUUGAGGAUCAUACUAGGGGACCAUACUAGUGUAAAUCGCUCUGUGGUGUCACACACCUACUGAAGCUCAGCCUCAGUCCCCCCUAUCCUCCCUCCCUCCCUCCUUCCUUCCUCCCUCCCUCCCUCCCUCCCUCCCUCCCUCCCUCCCUC
Messenger RNA from Oncorhynchus tshawytscha (Chinook salmon), 1787 nucleotides. Its product is annotated as ubiquitin carboxyl-terminal hydrolase 12. Gene Ontology annotation, molecular function: cysteine-type endopeptidase activity; cysteine-type deubiquitinase activity. Gene Ontology annotation, cellular component: cytosol; nucleus. Lineage: Eukaryota; Metazoa; Chordata; Actinopteri; Salmoniformes; Salmonidae. Gene Ontology annotation, biological process: protein deubiquitination. The transcript has 10 exons. The record is from RefSeq and is a predicted model, not a curated record. Bases 486 to 1604 code for a protein of 372 amino acids.